Macrosiphum euphorbiae (potato aphid) is the source of this 861-nucleotide messenger RNA. The record is from the annotation of a GenBank genome assembly. NCBI's taxonomy places the organism in Eukaryota, Metazoa, Arthropoda, Insecta, Hemiptera, Aphididae.
AUGUCAGGUAGAAAGUUUGAAAACAUUUUGAGAUCUCUGAACUGUUCAGAAGGUUUAAACCUAAACAUCAGAGAUAGAUUAUAUAAAGUUACAGUUUUAAUGAACAAACUUAUAAAAAAAUUUCAAGACAGCUUUAGUCCAGAAGAAGCCUUGUCCUUGGAUGAAUCUAUGCUGCUUUGGCGUGGGCGACUAAUAUUUAGGCAGUACAUUAAAAAUAAAAAACAUAAAUAUGGUAUCAAGUUCUAUGAACUAUGCUCACCAGAUGGCUAUGUACUUAAUAUUGAAAUAUAUAAAGGGAAAAAUGUUGAAGUAACAGAACUCACACAACUGGAACACUUCGAUCAAAUAGGAAAAACAAUAAUCCUUCAUCAAUUGUUAAAAAAAACUUUGAAAUUAAAAAAAGGACCAGUUUAUGUCAGUCGUUGGAAGGAUAAGAGAGAAGUGUUUUCUAUAACCACUGGUCAUCAUCCAGAAAUGGUUAUUACAUCUAAUAGAUUUUGUCAACAACAAAGUACAAAGCCCAGACAUAUUGUUGAGUAUAAUAAAAAUAUGUCUGGUAUUGAUAGAAGUGACCAAAUGGUGAGUUAUUAUUCAUCACCAAAAAAAAACAAUUCGCUUCAAUUGGUAAAUAAAAAAAACAUCAGAAUAAGGACAUCUGAUAAACCAAGAAACACAUCAGUGGUAUUAGAACAUGUACAAGAAAAAAUACUUCAUCCUCCAGGUUGGAAGAGAAAAGGGUAUUACUUAAGAUGUACAAGCCAAAAACAAGUGAAACAGACUUCAUGGAUUUGUAAGAACUGUCCUGAAAAACCACCUUUGUGUCCUGGGCCUUGUUUUUUAGAUUAUCAUAGUGUUGCAUAG